AUGAAUGAUUUUUAUGAUAAUGAUUCUAAUUGUAAUCAAUCAAAUUCAGCACAUAUUACUGUACAAACUUAUGAAGUUAUACCAAUAUCAACAAAAUUAGGUAUCAUUGAAUGGCUUGAUAAUACACGUCCAUUAAAAGAAUUUAUUGAGGCAAAUUAUGCACAAGCUAAACAUGAUAUUAUUUCACAAGCUAAACCAACAACUAAAUCAACCAGUAAUACAAUUAUGUAUGCUGAAUUAUUUAUUAGUUUAACAAAAGCACAAGUACAAGACGAAUUUAAUAAAAUUCAAUCUGUUACACCUAGUGAUUUACUUCGACGUGCUUAUUAUAAAAUGACUAAUUCAUAUGAAGGAUUUGAUACAUUACGUAGACAAUUUAUAACAAGUUUUGCUGUUUUAUGUACAAGUCAUUAUAUUCUUAGUAUUGGUGAUCGACAUCAAUCGAAUUUUCUCAUUGAUACAUCAUCAGAAUAA
Messenger RNA from Rotaria sp. Silwood2, 474 nucleotides. NCBI's taxonomy places the organism in Eukaryota, Metazoa, Rotifera, Eurotatoria, Philodinida, Philodinidae. The record is from the annotation of a GenBank genome assembly.